AUGGAUGCGGACAUUCCCGUUGUCGAAAUUGCGCCUCCGCGGUUUGACGUGGACACGCAGAAGCACUUGCUGUCCGAGUACCUGGAAGAGCACGGAUACGCUGUGGUAGCGAACGUUGCUGACGAUGCAGAGUUGGCAACUGCUCGGUCCUUGAUGUGGGAUUUCUUGGAGGCUUUGCCAAGGACUCGUGUGCGGCGUGAUGAUGUGCGAACUUGGGACGACAGGUAUGACUGGCUUCCCAAUCCUGCCAAUGGCAUCCUACAUGGUUUCGGAUUCGGCCAGUCGGACUUCAUGUGGCAUUUGCGACUGCUUCCACGGGUGAAGGCUGCCUUCGCGGCCAUUUGGAACACAAAUGACCUGCUCGUCUCCUUCGAUGGUGGGAACAUCUUUCGGCCGUGGAAAUACAAGAGGUCUUGGCUGACAUCUGGAGGAUGGUUUCAUUGCGACCAGAACGCGCGAUUCGCGGACAGCAGGGGCAAAGUUUGCAUACAGGGGCUCGUCACCUUGUUCGACGCCACUGCAGACACUGGUGGCCUUGUUGUCAUUCCCGGAAGUCACCACCACCAUGAAGACGUCUGCAAACGAAGCAUUCUGGCCAAACGGAACGGCGACUUCGUUCCCGUUGCCAUAGACGAUCCGAUCUUAAGCCAGGGUGCCGUGCUCCUCCGUGCCCAAGCAGGCGAUCUGGUGUUGUGGGAUUCCCGUACAGUCCACUGCAACACGCCGGCUCUCGAAACUUCGGAGGUGCCAUUGGGUUGUGACCCUCCACCCGAAGGUUGGCAGCCGAUCCGUCAGGUGGGCUACGUUUGCAUGACUCCUCGCAAGCUCGCAUCAGAUGACGUUCUCCAGAAACGGAAGGAGGCAUUCGUGAACAGCGGCAGUACCAGCCAUUGGCCACACAAGUUUGUCUCGGGGUCGGCUGCGCUGCCAGACACCUUACCCAAAGAUCCAGCGCAGAUCUCCAAGGAGCAGCGAUGGCUGAUCGGCUACGACCGGGAAGCUUCUCGAUGCGCUGUACAGUGA
Molecule: messenger RNA, 1023 nt
Organism: Symbiodinium natans
Lineage: Eukaryota; Dinophyceae; Suessiales; Symbiodiniaceae
Source: the annotation of a GenBank genome assembly